AUGCCGUCGUUCGCAGAUAGUUUUUGGUCUGAGGACCUUUCAAUAGGUGUGGAUCGGCUAUUUCAACAACUUCACCGAGGUGGCAGCCAGAAUGCGCUAUUCAUACAAUUGUUUGCAUCAAGAAUGCAGUUCGAAGUGAACUACGGCCGCCAAUUGUGCACUACAACAACCAACAUAGAAGGGUUUUCAGAUGUUUCUGAAUCACAGCAAUCUUUGGAUGGGGCUUUACGCCAGAUGGCUAUUGCCAUGGAAAAAGAGGGAAACGAGCAUUUGGCAGUUGCCACAGAUAUCGAAACUACAGUAUUAAGGCCUUUCAGCCAAUGGUGCGAAGAGCAUAACCAAAGAGUAGAAUAUUCCGAGAAGAUCCUAAAAAACAAUGUUUCCAACUAUCAAAAAUCGACGAAGCACGUUGAGAAGCUCGAACAAGUUUAUUUCAACAAGUGCAGACAAUUUGAAGAUCACAAGAGAGCUCAUUUCAAUGAUGACGAGCUAGCAAGUGCCAUGGAACAGCUGAAACUUGUCCAAGAACAAGAAACAGCCUUGGCUAAGGAAAAAGAGUUCGAGACCUUCGGCAAAGUCGGUAACCUUGAUUUUGACAUCAAGACAAUGCGCGAAACGCUACGCCUUUUGCUCACCAAACUAGAAAAGACUGACUAUAAAGUGCCAUUUAUAAACUUCCACUUUGAAAACACCAAUAAUGGUAGCGAGCUCGUCAAGUUUUUGAUGGAAAAUCUUACUUUGAAAGAUGUGGAUCAGGCAGAAGCCUUUGGACAAGACCUCUUGAAUAACGGUUUCCUAAAAUACUGCAAUGGCGUGGGUAACACUUUUGUCAACUCCAAAAAAUUCCAAUACAGCUGGAAACCAUAUGCAUACAAAUUCGCACAAUUGCCACCACCUAACAGCUAUGGAGCUGAGGAAGGCGAAACAGAAGAAGGAACUCAAGCGCUUUCUGUGUAUUUCAAUGACUUCACUUCAAAGAUCGCGAAUUCCCAAAACCCAAAUACAACUCUUCCAUCGAUAAAAACCACAGAAAGGGCCCUGCUGAAAUACAUGAAAGAAGUGGAGGCAGCAGAUACACGAUAUCGAAAAGAAUGUAAAAAACUAGAUGCAAUGCGAUGCACUUUGGAAGAACUUAUGGUUGACCAUUUGACAUUUAUGGAAAAGUGCGAAUUGGACCGACUAAGAGCUCUUGAGAAAGUAAUCUUGGAUUUUUCCCCGAUUAUCGCGAAGAACGCAUCCGCUUUAGAGGACUUGCAUACUGCCGUCUUGCAAACGGGGUCUGAAGUAGAUCCAUCCCUCGACUUGCUCAAAUUGGUUGAAAGAGCCAGAACGGGAACUUUCCAACCUCACGUCAUUACCUACAACAAUUACUACAAUCCAGGUGGGUUCCAAAAUUUCGGAAUUGACUUGGAGACUCGAAGUCGAAUGGACAAAGAAGCUGUUCCGUUGAUCGUUUCUUCAAUUCUGUCGUUCAUGGAUCACAUCUACCCGGAACUUCCUAACGAUAAAGUGAGAACUACCGUGUGGACUGUUCCCGUGAAGCUGUAUUCGACCCACCAAUUGAGAGCGUCAUUGAACGAGGCUCCUUUUGAAGACGCGACACAAAUUACCAAAGUAUUGGAGAAGUAUAUCUCAGAACCUAGCACGAUAGCCAGUGUUCUCAAAAUCUACUUUCUGGAGCUGCCUGAACCUUUGAUCUCCAAAGACGUAUACGAUAUCUUGAAGGCUCUGUAUUCGGAAUUCCCACCUUCAACAGUGACGAGUGAAGAACAGGCCGCAAUCGAUUCUCAAAGAGUCAAUGGUAUAACGUCCUCAUUUAACUCCUUAUCAAAACCACACAUUGCAACACUGGAUGCGCUUACAUCACAUUUUUCCCGACUCGUCAAAAUUUUGAAAAUGGGAUCGUCCGCAUCCAGUGGGACUUUGGCGGACGAUUUUGUUCGCUCGGUUUCUCAAGAAUUUGCAAACUGCAUCAUCAGGGUCAAACUGGAAGACGGAAAUAAUUUGGGCUUCAAGAUUUUUUCUGAUCUACUUCUCUAUCGUAAGCCAAUCUUUCGCAGUUUGAAGAGACAAAACUCCAAAUCCCGCGACGAAGAAAGUGCUUGA
Messenger RNA from Lachancea lanzarotensis, 2106 nucleotides. RefSeq names its product LALA0S15e01398g1_1 (gene RGD2). Gene Ontology annotation, biological process: cytoskeleton organization; small GTPase-mediated signal transduction. The transcript has a single exon. Gene Ontology annotation, molecular function: GTPase activator activity. Gene Ontology annotation, cellular component: plasma membrane; cytoplasm; division septum. The coding region runs from base 1 to 2106 and encodes 701 amino acids. NCBI's taxonomy places the organism in Eukaryota, Fungi, Ascomycota, Saccharomycetes, Saccharomycetales, Saccharomycetaceae. The record is from RefSeq and is a predicted model, not a curated record.